AUGUAUAUCAGUCAAUCACUUGAUACACUUAUUUCGAAAGAUAAUCAAAAACGAAAAUGGUGGCAUAGUUAUAGACUUGUCAUUAUCGGUAUAUCUUUUAUUCUUUUAGCACUUGCUAUAAUUACUACUCUUGCUCUACUAUUAAAAUGCGUUGUUCUUGUAUCGAUCAAGCCACAAACUACAAUCAUAUCUACUAUUGUAACAUCUUCAAUAACUACUACGACUGUGAAACAACAAAAUUGGAUUAAUACUGAUCGAAUGAGUAAUGGACGAAAUUUUCAUACAGCAACUCUAUUAAAUAAUGGAAAAGUAUUAGUUACUGGUGGAUUAUCUUCUAAUCCUUUGAAUAGUGCUGAAUUAUAUGAUCCGUCAAGAGAUAUUUGGACAAUUACGAGUAGUAUGAAUUUCUCACGAUAUCAUCAUACAGCAACUUUAUUAGAAAAUGGAAAAGUGUUAAUUACUGGUGGAAAUGAUGGUCAUAAUAGUAUUAAUACUACUGAAUUGUAUGAUCCAUUAACUGAAAGUUGGCUCACUGUUAGUAAUAUGAAUAAUGAACGAAUUGAUCAUACAGCAUCUCUAUUAGAUAAUGGAAAAGUAUUGGUUACUGGUGGGAAAAGUGGGAAUGAUUAUUUAAAUACUGCUGAAUUAUAUGAUCCAUUAACAAACAAUUGGAUAAAAACUAGUAGUAUGAAUAAUGCUCGAGUAGAACAUACAGCAACUUUAUUAAAAAAUGGAAAAAUCUUAGUAACUGGUGGACAUAAUAUUCAGGUUUUAAAUAGUGCGGAAUUAUAUGAUCCAUUUAAAGGAAGUUGGACAAUAACUGGUAAAAUGAUAAAUGCACGAUAUUCUCAUACAGCAUCAUUAUUAAUAGAUGGAAAAGUAUUAGUUACUGGUGGUCUUAAUCAGAAUGCUUUAAAUAGUGCUGAAUUAUAUGAUCCAUUCACUGAAAAUUGGACAAGUACAACUAAUAUGAAUUCUACACGUUGGUAUUCAACAGCAUCUCUAUUAAAUAAUGGAAAAGUAUUAAUUACUGGUGGAUCUAAUAAUGAAAUAUUAAAUACUGUUGAAUUAUAUGAUCCUUCAAAACAAACUUGGACAAUUAUUAAUAAUAUGACUAAUACACGAUAUUCUCAUACAGCAACUAUAUUAAAUAAUGGAAAUGUUUUAGUUAUGGGUGGACGAAAUUCCUCGAUGGCUUUAGAUACUGCAGAAUUAUAUUCGCCAUUAUAA
Molecule: messenger RNA, 1230 nt
Organism: Adineta steineri
Lineage: Eukaryota; Metazoa; Rotifera; Eurotatoria; Adinetida; Adinetidae
Source: the annotation of a GenBank genome assembly